UCGCUUUUGGUAUUUCGGUUAAAUUGAAACGGUCAAAGCUUUUGCACACUUAUACUCGUCUGUAAUUAUCCCAAAAUGGCAUUUAAAUUUGUGACUUUGUGUGCCUUAUUGGCUAUCGUGAAUGCUGGAGGACUUGUCCAUCAUCCAGUCACCUAUACUCAGAUCCAUAAUGUUGCAUCAGCAGACCAGAUCCAUCACCAUGCUCAGCAAUAUUCACAAGGAGUCGAAGGAUCUCAUAUUCAGUAUGUUCCAGCUUUAGCCAAGACAAUUCACUAUACUGCUCCAGUGCAUUCGGGACAAGUUUAUACAGCUCCAGCUUUUACCCAUGUAUCUUAUGGCACUCAAUCGUACGGAAGAAGCUUAGGAUUUAAUGAAGGACCCUCGUCCACACCAUCUUCACAUUCUUCAGAGUCCGAGGAAACAACAACAACUGCUGAACUAUCAACGACUGAAUCAACAACUGCUGAAGCUAAGAGCACUGAGGAGACAUCUCACGCAUCCAAAUCGGCAGAAGCUGAACCAACUCAAGCUUCCUAUCAAUAUGAGCCUUCAACUUCCUCUGGCUACAAGUAUGAAGCUCCAUCUUCUUCUGAAACACAUUCCUCUGGAGUUCCAACUUUCUACAAGUACCACACUUCCCUUCAGCAACACGCAGGAGAUCAUCACGUCGCAUCCGUGCCAUCGUUUGUGAAGUAUGAAGUUCCAGCUCAAACUGUUGUCAAAUACGCUGCGCCAGCUCACUACGCUGCUCCAGCAACUCACUAUGCUGCACCAUCAACUCACUACGCUGCCCCAGCAACUCACUACGCUGCUACUGCUCCUCAUCAAACCCUUGUCCAUUAUACUACUCCAUCGGUUCAGACCGUUUACCAUAAAACUGUUGCUCCCCAAGCCGUUCACGUCAAGUAUGCCAGUCCUGAACCAGCAGUCUAUACAUCUUUCGGCGAACAUCCCCCAGCUGUCUACAGCCAUCAUACUGCCGUACCAGCUACAACUGUCCACCACACUUAUGCCGCUCCUCAACCCAGUUUUAUCAAGUACGCCGCUCCAGUUUCGAACCCAGGACAGGUUACCUAUGUCGCUGCAGCCCCAACUGUCUACACCAAAUAUGGCGUCACAGCUGAGUCUGCUUCUCACGCCAGCCAUCUUGCUCCAGCACCAACUGGCUUCAUUAAAUACGGUUCCCCAGCCACAAUUACUACCUAUACAGCUCCACAACAUUCAGCUGAGUCUUCUUCCACCAAAUUGUUCAAAUACAAUGGUCCAUCAUUCCAAACCCACUCUGUUGAAUCUUCAACAGAAAGUCAAUCCCAAUCGCAGUCGUCAAAUGAGGAAAACAAAGACAGUGUUGAAGUUAAGAAUCCAGAAAGCACCACAGCUUCAUACCAGACUUCAGGAGCAUAUCUGCCUCCAUCAGCUUCUCAAUUGAUUUCUCAUCAAAACUAUGAAGUUCCAUCAUCAGCUGAAGCCCAGUACAAUCAUCAACAAGAGUCUGCAAGGAGUCUAUCAAACGAACACAACUUGUGGUCCACAGAUGGAGCUUCUUCCCACGUUAGCUUCAAGGGAUUCGGAACUUCAUAUGGAUAUUAAGUUUACCUAGAAGCUGGGCCUUUUAUUUUGUAUUCCUUAAACUACAACUGUUGCUUAGUUUUAAGAAUGUUAUAGAAUUUCUAUGUUUAUCAAAUUUGUUUAUUUUAUUUGUAUGUAAUAAAUAGUAAGCGUUUUGCAAUAUACAAA
This is a messenger RNA of Eupeodes corollae, 1737 nucleotides long. RefSeq names its product protein dissatisfaction-like. The transcript has a single exon. NCBI's taxonomy places the organism in Eukaryota, Metazoa, Arthropoda, Insecta, Diptera, Syrphidae. The record is from RefSeq and is a predicted model, not a curated record. The coding region runs from base 76 to 1590 and encodes 504 amino acids.